UUCAUCGUCAAUCAUUUUCGGUCAAUAUCUAUAACAACCAGUUAUUAGAAUGCGUGCCGCCUAGCUUCUCCAACGUAACUCGCCAUUAUUCCGACGAUACAUAAAUUUUAUAAGGUGAAUUGAAGAAUCCACACCCGCAGUUAAAACUUGAAUUUUUUCUCUUCUUUGGAUCAUCACAAUGAAGAAGUACGACGCAUUGCGGGCCAGGAGGUUGAUGAAGUACGAACAGACCAAAUGGAGGAUAACCUGGUCAAUGAUCACUGGCUUCUUCGUUUGCGUCAGAUUCUCUCAAUACGUUGAUCAGAUCGGACCUCUGGGAGUUGUUGAUGUUAGCAAGACCAGCGAGUACACAGAAAUCAUAAACAUUGUCGCAACUGCACAAGAUUAUACAAGCAACUCCACUCAGCUAACGCCAAAAGCUGAUCAGAAUCAUUCUUACAGAAAAACACAAGAAAACUCAACCGGUAAUGAAGCCCGUGUUGACGCGAGGAGCUCCGAACAGCAAACCAUUCUGCAGGAAAGUCAACCACUACAGCCACAAGAUCAAUCCCGGCAGCAAGGCAUUCUGGAGGACAGUCAACGGCCACAGCCAGAAGAAUCCCGACAGCAAAUGAUUCUGCGGGAAAGUCAACCACUACUGCAAGAAGAAUCUGUGAAACGGGACACUGAAACGACGAGGAUCGAUGACAGAACCAGUAGCAUCUCUACUGUGGAAACGAGCACGACCAGCGGCAACGAGAAAGAUGGAAGAAUCGGAAUGGAAUCGGUGGAGGAGACUCCACCACUUGCAAACGGUACCAGCAGUAGUUCUCAGCCUUUAAAGGAGGAGGAAGCAGAGGUUACUACGGUCAAACAGAACGAAAUAGCAAUCCCGCCGCCGGCGGUAUGCACCACCGGCGGUCGGUCAGACUUCUGCGACUUACGAGGAGACAUUAGAGUCGACCCAAACUCAUGGACUGUUUACUACGUCGCCACGUCAGAGAAUGAUACAAUCCACCUGUCCCCUGAAAACGGCAACACGUCGUCGUUCAGCGUCAGGCCCUACGCGAGAAACGACGAUCCCUACGCAAUGGCGACCGUAAGAGAAUGGUCACUAAAAAUGGUGCCGCCGAGCGAUCCGGACCUGCCGUUCUGCUACGAAAUUCACGACGACGCCGGCGUGAUCUUCUCACUUGCUGGGUACGCCGGGCACCGAUUUCACCUCUUCACCGACGUCCUCGUCCCUCUUUUCGCCACCGCUCGUCCCUUCGAGGGGGAAGUAGAGCUUUUGGCGACGGACUAUCAGUCGUGGCUGGUGCCCUUGCUCAAACCAAUAACAGGAGCACUAUCCAGGUACGAAGUGAUCGACAUCGACAAAGAAAGGCAGGGCGAAAAAACACACUGCUUCUCAACCCUAACCUUAGGCCUAAAAGGUCGCCACCUGAAAGAACUCAGCAUCAACCCGCUCCAAUCUCCAUACAGAAUCAAAGACUUCAUCCAUCUCUUAAGAACCGUCUACUCCUUAAACAAAACAACCACCACCACCACCACCGCCGCAACCAAACCCCAACCACCGGGAGACAACAACAAAUCAUCUGCAGCUGCAGUUCCCCGACUUCUCAUCAUCUCUCGAAAGACCGUCCGCACGUUCACCAACCUCCGCGACAUCGCGAGGAUGGCGACGGGCCUCGGGUUCCGCGUCACGGUGGCGGAACCAUCCGCCAUGCAGGAUCUCCCCGCGUCGGCUCGCGUCGUGCACUCGUGCGACGUCGUGUUGGGAGUCCACGGGUCCGACCUGACGAACGUGGUUUUCCUUCCGGACGGCGCCGUUUUCAUCCAGGUCGUGCCCGUGGCGCUGGAGUGGUGCGCGAGGACGUUCUACGAGGAGCCGUCGACGGACAUGGACGUGAGGUACCUGGAGUACAGGAUCGGAAGGGAGGAGAGCAGUUUGGCGGGGGAGUACGCUGAGGACGACGCCGUUUUCACCGAUCCGGCGUCGUUUGAGAGGAAGGGGUGGGGGGUGUUCAAGUCGAUUUACUUGGAUAACCAGAACGUGACGAUUGACACGCAGAGGUUUCGGCCGACGCUGCUGAAGGCGCUGGCCAUGUUCUCGCAGCCCAACCGGACGUUCAAUUGGUGAGGAUGCGCUUGCAUCGAAUUCAGUAGGAACAUGCAUGAUGGUGCAAUUAUCAUAAUUGUGUAGUACUAUAUAUAUAUAUAUAUAUAUAUAUAUAUAUAUAUAUAUAUAUAUAUAUAUAUAUAUGUAGCAUAAAUGUAUGAAAGUUGUGUACCCAUUCAAUGAUAGUUAAUUUUAUUUGUGUUAUAACGUGAGAAACGUAACAGUACAUUAAUAUUAACCCAUCGUCACUUGCAAAUGGGAGUCACAUUCACCUCUUCAUUGCAAAAAGCCUCUUGUUCGGCCAGUGCAAGACGCGAGUUAACGUGGUAUAUCCCUCAACGACUUGAUUCGUAUGAAGGAAAAUUCGGACUACCUAGCCUGUGCUCUGCACUGUCUUACGGGUUAGCCGACUAGAGAUGACCAACACAGAAACCAAACUAAACAAGAUUUUUCUCCCGAGACAACACAUAAUACAAAUUUUAUUGCUUUGAUUCUUUCGUUGAGGUUAAACCAAAAUCUCUCUCUCUCUCUUCUUGGAACAUCUAUAUCUAUCUAUCUAUCUAUCUAUACUAUAUAUUAUGGCAAUUCAAAAAAAAAAAUUCUUGCCACAUAAGCACUUGGAGGAUCUACAAUUUGCCAAGUUGGACAACUUUUUUACAAACAAAAAAUUAGUUAUUAAUGUAUUUAUGGAGAUACCUCUCUCUUCUUUAAUAUUUCCAUUUCUUUUAUCCAAUUAUUCUUUUUCAUUUAUCCAUUUAUUCUUUUUUGUCUUUAAUAAUAAGUUACAUGUUGAUAAACUUAACCAAACACACAUAAAUAAUAAUUUUUUUAAAUAAACAAAAUAUAAAUACGAAAAAAGAGAGUGACAUAUAUCAUAUUUAUUUAAAUAAAAAAUAUCUGAUUAAACCUUAUGAAAUAAAUUUUCUACUCAUUUUUACUAAAAUUCAAUGAUAAGUUACAUUUUGAUGAAAAAAUAAACAAACAUACACAUAAACAAUUAUGUUUUAAUCGAUUAAACCAAAAUAUAUAUGAAAAGAGAGAAAAUAAACAUUUGUCAUUCAAUUACCUUUGAAAAAUAAACUAAAUUACUUUAUAUUUUGUUGCAAUGAAACAUUAUCUUAUUCGUACAAUAUAUAUCUAUAAAAUAAAACAGUAUUAUUUAGCAAAAUGUCAGAGUACAAUCUUGAUCGAGUAGUUACAGUUAUUUAUUUAAAAAAAUUUCUUAUUUAUUCAGAUCAUGUUCUACCUUAAAUUCCUCAAAUGAAGAGGUAUCGCAUGUGCAAUAAUUUGAUAAUGUGACCUAAGUUCACAUUAAUAAUAUUUGCUCUAUAUCAUGUCGAUUGAGCAAGCUCUAUUGAGGUUCUAAGUCGUAUGCUAAGAAAUUUUCUUUCAGCCUUGGAGAUAUCUUCGACGAUUAUAAAUCAAAAUUUUCAAAAUGACUUAAGUAUGAUUGUUGACGAACUUUGACUUCAUACCCUAGGAUGAGAUACAAGAUUCCUUGAAAAAUAAUAGAUGUGAAGGUUAGAAAAAUCACUGUUCAGAAUCUACGAUAAACAUCACGUUUCAUCAACUACUAACAUAGGCAUUUACCAAAUAAAGGUUGGCAAUUUUUAGUAAGAUCGUCAAUUGGGAUAAACAUAUUUAUCCAGCAAUCAAGUAUCUUUAUCCAAUAAUCUCAACUCUCAAAAUUGGUUUUCAGUUCGUCUAGACUCGAGAAAAACGAAUUAAUAUAUGUUGUAUAAGAUAAUAAGUUAAUGCAAAUAAUCAAAUGAAAUACACUGAUAUUG
This is a messenger RNA of Linum trigynum, 3885 nucleotides long. The record is from the annotation of a GenBank genome assembly. Lineage: Eukaryota; Viridiplantae; Streptophyta; Magnoliopsida; Malpighiales; Linaceae.